AUGCUCGACGUCGUGCGCCACCACAAGGUGCGCAGCAACCCCGACCUCUACACCGCCAUCGAGGAGAUGCUGGGCGGCUCCGUCGGCACGAGCAAGUACGCGGGGUGCCAGUUUGGGUACCGACAGCGCGGCUUCCACCACCGCGCCCGCUCGCCCCUUUUGGAGCAUGCAGGAAAGGGAAUCCACAUAUUUCUGUUUUGGGAGCAUGCAGCGACGCAGCCUGUGGCGCUGUUUGUCGCGCUCGCGCUCGCCUAUGCUUGGUCGGUCGUUGCAGCCGCGCCGCUCAACGUGCCGCCCGUCAUGAUGCGGCCAUCGCUCGCCUCGCAAUGGCUCGUCGCGCCAGCGCUCAGCUGCGUGUGGCUCAGCGUGCCAUCGCUGCUCGCGGCCACUGCACCAAGAGGCGUUGUAGCCGCGCCGCUCGUCAUGCCGCCCGUCAGUGUGCGGCUCGCCUUGCCAACGCUCGUCGCGCCGUCGCAGCUCAUCCCGCCGCGGCUCAUCGCGCGAUCGCGACCGCCGUCGCGGCUCGCCCCGCCAUCGCCGCUCUUCGCGUCCGUACUCGGCGCGCCGUUGCUCAACACGCCAGCGACGCUCCUCGCAACGAUGGGACAUCCGAGGUUUCGCAACAACGGGCCCCGGGACGGCGUCUAA
This is a messenger RNA of Emiliania huxleyi CCMP1516, 648 nucleotides long. RefSeq lists its product as hypothetical. The record is from RefSeq and is a predicted model, not a curated record. The transcript is spliced from 3 exons. Lineage: Eukaryota; Haptophyta; Isochrysidales; Noelaerhabdaceae. The coding region runs from base 1 to 648 and encodes 215 amino acids.